AUGUCAUUCUCAGUUGAAAAGAAAACCACUUUGGCUCAUCCAUUUCGUGCUCCAGGUAGUACUUUGAUUAGUUCUGAUCAAUCAAAUUUAAAAAUUGUUUAUAAUAAAUACAAAACAAGAUCUCCAUUACCUAAUUCGACUAAUCAAUUACGUUAUAAUUUUAUUUUUUGUCAUGGUACUGGGUUUAAUAAAUCAAUUUGGAAAUAUCAUAUUUCAAAAUUAUAUCAAUUAUCUCAAUCAUUACAAGUUCCAUGGUUUUUAGAUUCUGUCAUUGCUAUUGAUAUGGUUGGUCAUGGUGAUUCAAGUUUAGAAAACCAAGGGAAAUUGGGGACGAUUUUCCGUUGGGAUGAUGGUGCUAAAGAUGUCAUUGCCAUUAUUAAACAUGAAAUUGCAACUACGGGUGAUUUCCAAAAUAAUUUAGAAUCGCGUAAUUUGAUUAUUGGACAUUCAAUGGGCGGAUUCAAUUCUUUAUAUGCAACAUUUUUAGAACCAAGUUUAUUUGAUGCAGUUAUACCUAUUGAAGCAGUUAUUUAUGGUGCUCCUGGUGGACUUGAAAAAUUCUCCAAAAAAUUCAGUAAAAUAUCUAAAUUAUUGAUUGAUACAUUUGAUUCAAAAGAUGAUAUUAAUUUUUUCUUUAAAGAAUUUUCAUUUUUCAAAAAUAUGCAAGAUCAAGUUUCUGAUGAUUUUAUUAAUGAUGAAGUUUAUGAAAUUAAAGAUAAAGAAUCUGGUGAAAUCAAAUAUAAAUUGAAAUGUAAUACUCCUCAUCAAAUGGCAGCUUAUUAUGGUGCAUUCAUGUCGAUUCCAUUUGGUAUGUUUGCUAUUCCUCAUAUUAGAGUCCCUAUUUGUCAUGUUAUUGGAUCUAAAGGGGUUUGGAACCCGCCAGAAAGUAUAACUUGGAUUAGAGGGGCCAUUAAUAAAGAAUUCCUUGCUGGUAAAGUAGAUGUUCCCAAAGGUGAACAUUUACUUAAUGUUGAACUUCCUGAUGAAACCAUUGAUAUUAUUCAAAAUUUUACUACUGAAAGAACUAAAGCAUUUAUUGAGGCUAGAAAUAAUCUUCCAGAAGUUAAAUUGAAUAAUAAUAAAGAAGCAAUUGCUAAAGAACAAUUUCAAAAUUUGAUUGAUCUUAAAUUUGAUCAAGUUAAUGGAUAUUUCAUUGAAGAUAGAGUUGAUAAUUAUGAAGCUUUGCAAAAAUUGGCAAAAUUAUAA
This is a messenger RNA of Candida albicans SC5314, 1206 nucleotides long. RefSeq names its product triglyceride lipase. NCBI's taxonomy places the organism in Eukaryota, Fungi, Ascomycota, Pichiomycetes, Serinales, Debaryomycetaceae. The record is from RefSeq and is a predicted model, not a curated record. The coding region runs from base 1 to 1206 and encodes 401 amino acids. The transcript has a single exon.